Messenger RNA from Coregonus sp. 'balchen', 3227 nucleotides. Lineage: Eukaryota; Metazoa; Chordata; Actinopteri; Salmoniformes; Salmonidae. The record is from the annotation of a GenBank genome assembly.
AUGAUGCUGGCGGUGUGUGUCGCUGUUGUCCUGGGCCUUCUCUCAGUGAGUGGCUCCCAGGCGGCCCCUUUAACCUGUGAGGAUCUCCUAAGACCACUGGAGCUGAGCGGUGUCAAUCAGGUACUAUCUACUGAACUGUACUGUCUGUCUGUCUGUCCAUCUGCCUGUCCGUCUGUCUGUCCGUGUGUCCGUGUGUCUGUCUGUCCGUCGUCUGUCUGUCGGUCCGUCGUCUGUCUGUCUGUCCGUCAUCCGUCUGUCAUUCCGCCUGUCCGUCCGUCUGUGUUUGUCUGUCCGUCUGUCUGUCGUCUGUCCACCCAUGGUUAGGGAGAUAUGGUUGUUUGUGUCAGCUAGCCCAGUUAUUGUCUAUCUGCCUUUCUAUCUUGCAGACCCUUGGGAAGUGGGUGUAUAUUGCUGAGAGUUCUGACCGUCCUUCCUGGGAGCAAAUACUGUAUACCUUAUUACACAGUGCCUGGAUAGAGGUCUCUGUGCCGGUCGGUACCCAGAACAACAUUCUUGACAUCGCCAAGUUCUAUGGCGUUGGAAUUCCACAUCAAAAUGCUUUUGGAAUCGAAUGCUUCAGGAUCGACUCUAACUUUACUCUGCAUGACAAUAGCACAUGGACUUCAGUGAUCCCCAUCCCUGUUUCUGAGGUCCUCCUGACAACAUGCCCAGACUGCCUCCUGACCCUGGAGAGAUGGGCUGAGGAUGGGAAGCUCUACACCUCUCUAACGCUCUACAGUAGGAGAAGGGAGCUCACUGCUGCUGAACUGGACUUCUAUAAGAAACAGGUGGAUUGUCUCAGUCUGCAACCAGCGACGUUCACUGAUCCACAGAAAGAUCUCUGUCCCGACACAACUCCACUCUUAGAAGAUCAAAUCGAUAAGACAGUUGAGAGGGCAGUUUAUAUUAUUUCAGAGAUUCCAAGAAUGAUCAGAAAUACUUUUAAACAUUUAAAGAAUGCUGUUUUUCAGACAUUUUCUGAGAUUUUGGGUUCAUGAGUAGUUUCCUCCUCCUCCCUGAUUGGUUUGCUGCCCACCAUGUAUUCUACUGUAACCCAGGGUUACAGUACCUAACCCAGCAAGCCUGUAAACAGUCACUGAUGCCAGCCUUGACGUUGGAUUCAACACAAUAAAUCCAGAUUAAGACAAAUAUGAUUUACAUUGUUUUGUUUGUUCAAGUAAUCAGUUACAAUCGGGAUCAUUUAAAAAUACAAUUUCAAAAAAGAAUGGGUGAUAGUCUACUUUAGCGUUUCCCAAACUCGGUCCUCUGGGACCCCAAGGGGUGCACGUUCUGGUUUUUCUGUCCUAGCACCUACACAGCUGAUUCAAAUAAUCAAAGCUUGAUGAUUAGUUGAUUAUUUCUAUCAGCUGUGAAGCGCUAGGGCCAAAACCAAAAGGUGCACCCCUUGGGGUCCCCAGGACCGAGUUUGGGAAACCCUGUUCUACUUACAUCACUCACAGUAGCCCACUCAACGUAUCUUAUCGACAGGACAGAGAAGUGUCGGCAGGUAGAGUCGACCAGGUAGCUUAGUGGUUAAGAGCGUUGUGCCAGUAACCGAAAGGUUGCUGGUUCUAAUCCCCGAGCCGACUAGGUGAAAAAUCUGUCGAUGUGCCCUUGAGCAAGGCACUUAACCCUAAUUGCUCCUGUAAGUCGCUCUGGAUAAGAGCGUCUGCUAAAUGACUAAAAUGUAGAAGUCAUUCCUAAAACAUCAACACCACUCAUUAUGUUUAGGUCAUUGGUUCUUUUAUUUGGCAGUUUACAUGUUUCCUUGUCUUUAGCACAGAAAAUAAUGAGAUGGCGCAUGCCAUGUUGACAGAACCCAAAAGCUUUAUUCAGCGAAGCUUGAGACAUAUGGAGGGAGAACACUUGUACUGUAGUAGUCAGCUUGUAGAGGAUGCAGGCAGAUCGUUGUGACAUAUCUAAAAAGAGUCAUUUUAGUGUGCUGAAUGUGGAGCAUCCAUUCUCUAUCUAUGGAACUACCAGAGAGAGGAUGCUGAUGAUAUGACACCUCACUUGAAACACACACACACACACACACACAUACGUAGACUUAGAGUGAACAUGUGCGUCUGUGUUAGUCUAUCAAGCUAAAGGAAAAGGGGGGCUUUAGAACAUUUUACUGGCCAAGAUGUCAUGUACGGUGGCGGUAUGAUGUAAUCAUAACAUUCAAGUGUCCAGAUCCAGUGGAAAUAGACUAGAGUAAGCUAAAGUAAAUCACCCGGGGCUGCAUCCCAAAAGGAACACUAUACCCUAUUUACUGCACUACUCUGGUCAACAGUAGUGCACUUUAUAGGGAAUAGGCUGCCAUAUAUAGUCAGGGGUCAGUCUGGAGGAAGUGAUAAACAGUUGAUUCCUCUGGACACACACAUGGUUAAAGAUGACCAAGCACCUCUCUAGUUCCAGCUACCUCAAGCUCAUUUGAGGACAUGUGGACAUUUUAAGCCGAGAGUUUGGCAGAUUGUUAAUGUGAAUUCAUAGCGUGUGUGUAAUUGUGUGUACGUGUGUGUGUGUGUGUGUGUGUGUGUGUGUGUGUGUGUGUGUGUGUGUGGGAUGCCUGUCAGGAGUCUGUGUAUACUACCUGUUAGCAUUCUUCACAAAGACACAGAAACUGACAUCAUCAGAAAACAAUGCAAACGUCAGCUAACAACCAACUCACAACACCAAAGCCUUUCACAAGAAAAUAGUUGUAGAUUCAAAUUUCAAGAACCAAUAAAUAAUUAGAUAACAAACAAAACAAUUGAAAUUGUACAACGCAGUACAUUUGAUACACUUAUUUGCGUUCAAUCAGCCUAGCCAUCAAGAUAGAUAAAAAAAUGAAAUAUUUACAAAAUAAUACCCAUGUUUUCAUGUUGUUGAUUUUUUCCCCUAAGAAUUUUUUUUUUUUAAUUAUCCAAUGAAAAAUACUGUUAAUACUGAUAGAGUGUGUGUGUGUGUGUGAAAGAGUUUGUGUGUGUGUGUGUAUGUGUGUGUGUGUGUAUGGAGGGGUUGGGUGGGUGGUGUAGUGUGUUGGUAGUGAGGUCCUCCACCCUCCAGGUCUCCAGGGCUUGGUGUCUGCUGUGGAGUGUCCAGGGGCAGGGCUGGAUGGAGGGAUGUGGUUGGUGGACGUUGGGGAGAGGUGGGGCUCACGCUGUCAGCUCUUCCCUCAGCUCUUUGUUCCUGCGCACCACGGCUGCAUGUCUUUCCUGAAAGACAGGACACAGACAGACACCACAGAUAGAGAGGAGGAA